Molecule: messenger RNA, 978 nt
Organism: Aspergillus heteromorphus CBS 117.55
Lineage: Eukaryota; Fungi; Ascomycota; Eurotiomycetes; Eurotiales; Aspergillaceae
Product: putative mitochondrial folate carrier protein Flx1
Exons: 3
Coding region: 1-978 (325 amino acids)
Biological process (GO): folate import into mitochondrion; nucleotide transport
Cellular component (GO): mitochondrion
Molecular function (GO): folic acid transmembrane transporter activity; FAD transmembrane transporter activity
Source: RefSeq, a predicted model, not a curated record
AUGGGAACUCAUUCGACUCGCAUAGAAACAAUCGCCGGCACGGCAGCGGGGAUCGUCACCCCGAUCUGCCUGCACCCCUUAGAUUUGGUCAAGACUCGUCUUCAAGUGAGAUCCAACGCCCCACCAACAUGGGGAGACUCGACGCGACUGAUCCGCGACAUCCUGCAUGAGGGCGGAGGCCGUGCCCUAUAUCGCGGACUGUCCCCAAAUCUCAUCGGCAAUGUGACAGGGCUGGGACUGUACUUUUUGCUGUACAGCUCAUUCAACCAGAUGCUAUUAGCAACUUCAAGGAUCAAAAGAGAUGGAAAAGGGCGCCUGAAUAUGUACGAAUACUUUCUCACCUCUGGAGCUGCGGGUGCUAUCACCACAAUACUCACCAAUCCGAUCUGGGUAAUCAAAACCCGAAUGCUUACAACCUCCGCUCACGCAAGCAGCAUCUCCGUUCCUAACGAUCGCUACGCAUAUCCAAGCUUCUUUAUCGGGAUGAAAACCAUCUAUCGUACCGAAGGUCUGGGAGGUUUCUACCGCGGCCUUGUGCCAGGGAUGUUCGGGGUUUUCCAUGGCGCAUUCCAGUUCAUGGCCUACGAGAAGAUGAAAUUCUGGCUCGGUGCUCGGAAGGCAUCUUCGGGCAGUCUGUUACAUGCUCCCAGUAGUGCAGGUAUCAGCGGUGGGAGUGCACAGCCCGCAUCGCUCAAUAUGCUCGACAUUGCAAUCUCUUCCGGGCUAUCCCGGAUAUUUGCCAACGUGUUGACGUACCCACAUCAGGUGUUGCGGUCUCGCAUGCAAGCUGCAACAAACCAGACGGACAUUCCUCGACGUCUUGUUCCGAUCAUACGGUCGAUGUGGAGGGAGAAUGGGAUCGCGGCGUUUUAUAGGGGAUUGGGGCCCGGUUUAUUUCGUAUUUUGCCGGGUACGUGGCUGACGUUCAUGACUUAUGAGAAAGUGAAGACAUUUCUGGGGGACCAGAGGAUGGUUUAG